This is a messenger RNA of Bactrocera latifrons, 1569 nucleotides long. It is a transcript of the gene PGAP5, whose product is annotated as metallophosphoesterase 1 homolog. The transcript is spliced from 6 exons. Gene Ontology annotation, biological process: GPI anchor biosynthetic process. Gene Ontology annotation, molecular function: hydrolase activity. NCBI's taxonomy places the organism in Eukaryota, Metazoa, Arthropoda, Insecta, Diptera, Tephritidae. The coding region runs from base 93 to 1178 and encodes 361 amino acids. The record is from RefSeq and is a predicted model, not a curated record.
UUCGUUAAUUUUCACCGACAGUGCAAUUAUGUUUGUUUUUAGAUAGCUUCUUUUCAUUGCUUAUAAAGAGUGCAAUUAAAAAAACCGCAAAAAUGUAUAUUUUGACAAUUUCUUCUAUAACAUUUUUGACAUUCUUGUAUUGCGAAUUUUUGGCGGACUUUUUACAACUUUCGCGGUGUCGGUGGCCAACUUUUAAAACCAAAAGCCUAAAACUGAAAAAUGAAUUAAAAGCCAUGAUAAUUGCAGACACCCAUCUAAUUGGUCCCAUUCAUGGCCACUGGCUAGACAGAUUAUACAGGGAAUGGCAUAUGCAUCGGAGUUUUCAGGCCUCUAUGCAUCUCUUCGAACCUGAUGUUGUUUUUGUGUUGGGUGAUCUCUUCGAUGAGGGGGAUUUUGUAAAUAGUGAUGAUUUCGAACAAUAUGUGGAGCGCUUUCAUCGUAUUUUUAAGACACCAAGUAAUGUGUCCAUUAUUAGUGCUGUGGGCAAUCAUGACAUUGGUUUCCAUUAUAAGAUGGAUAGAAGUUUCAUUAAACGCUUUUCCAAACAUUUUAACAACACAGGUGUAGAAAUUUAUACAAUUAAAGGAAAUCAUUUCAUUAUGAUUAAUUCUAUGGCAAUGCAAAAUGAUGGUUGUGGUUUUUGUAAUGCGGCACUGCGUGAUUUAAAUAGUAUAUCUGAAAAACUAAAAUGUCUCAAAAAUAAAGAUCGCUGCGAAGAUAAUGAAGUCCUACAAAAACACAAAACCUACAAUCGUCCGAUUUUGAUGCAACAUUUUCCCACCUAUAGAAAAUCGGAUGCCGUUUGUGUAGAACAUGAUGCACCAAGCAUUGAGUUCUUUCGCGAAAAUUGGGAGGUGCUCUCAAAAGAAUCCACAGAUUUAAUAGGCAAACUCCUAACGCCGCGAGUUGCCUUCGCUGGCCACAGCCAUCAUUAUUGCUUGAAUAUAAAUCGUUUUGGCAUAGAAGAAUACACAGUAGCCUCUUUCAGCUGGCGCAAUAAAAUAGAGCCGAGCUUUUUGCUGACUUCUUUUAGCGGCUCGUCCUACGCUGUCUCUAAAUGCAAUAUGUUAGCGCAAAUGCAUGUCUACAAUACAUACAUAGCGGUUGCGACAAUAUUAAUAACAACCAUUAUUUUUCAAACCUCACGAAAAUUCUUGAGUAUAAGAAAAAAAGAUUGAAAUCCAAUUUACCAAUAAGGUAUUAUGAACGAAAAUGUUUAGAAACUAGCAAAUGUUUAGACUAAAAACAAAAGCGGUGUUGGGUUGAUCCGGUCACCUUAAGAGGUAAUUAUUUUCAAUUAUUCUAAAUUUAUUUAAUUUUUGUUAUUUAAAUUCGUCGCGGGAAUCAUAACAGUAGAUUUAUACCUAGAUAAAGUAUUAUUGUAGUUAUUUUAGUGAUAAUAAAAAGGUAUAUUUUAUGCUGUCGCGCAAUAAUUUAGAAUAUAAAAAAUUAUAUUCUAUUUUAAAAAGACCAUAAAAAAAUAAAUAUGUAUGUUAUACAAGAAAACAUGUUUUGAUAAUAUGCUGCUAGUGUAAGAAGUAUAGGACGUAGAUGUUGUAUUUUUUUUUU